AAAAUGACUUGCCUCCUCCUUCCUCCGAACUGAAUUUCAUGCAUAAUGCGCUAAAAACGACUUUAAUUUCGUAUUUAAGUUAUUGUUAACCUGCAGAACAGGCGGAUUAGCGGGGGCAGAGAGCGAAACGCGAUACACGAGCGCGGAGCGCGACCACGAGCGCGAAGCGCGAGAUCAAAGAAAUCGGCCGGAUUUAUUUCGUAUCGCGCUCCGCGCUCUUGUACCGCGUUUAGCUCUCUGCCCCGCUAGUCCGUCUGUUCUGCAAGCUAGGUUAUCGCAGAAAAUCAGAAACUGCUAUACAGGUCAACCCCUGUUAAACGGCCACCCUCUAGGAAAUGGAUCAUUGGCGGCUUAAAGGGGACUGGCCGCUUACUAGAGGUAAAAAACAGUACAAAAGCCUUCAUCAGGACUUUGAUUACUGGCCGCCUAAUAGGGGUGACCGUUUAAUCGGUGGCCGCUUAAUAGGGUUUUGACUGCAUUUUUCUUAUUUCUUAACCAACACUUAUAUCAUUUCUAAACUAUAGUCGAACCCCUAUUUAGCGGCCACCUUUUAAACGGCCACCCCUAUUAGGCGGCCAAAAAUCAAAGUCCCGAUGAAGGCUUUUAUAUUGUCUUUACGUCUAUCAAGCGGCCAGCCCCCUUUAAGCGGCCACUAUCCAUUUCCCAGAGGGUGGCCGUUUAAUAAGGGUUGAACUGUAAUGAGGGCCUUUUCUUAUUGAACCCUCUUCUAGCUGUCACGCGGCCAUCUCGGGGUUUGUUACACACUACAGUGAAAUGAAGGUAAAGGCCGUUUUUUUAACUGCACUGGCGCUGAGUUCAGUUGUAAUCGUUGGCAUCGUUGUUUAUAUCAAAGAAACCGUACAAGACGUGAUCAGAUUUAGUGAGAGCACUGACUUUUAUUCACCAAAUCAUUUUUUCGCCUACAACUCGAAGCUUCACGAUUAUACCGCACAAAGAAGAACAACUCAAAAGCCAUUUAUUUAUCUUACAGAAACCGACCAUUGUCUUCCUCGAAACUUGGCCUCUUCCUCCCAGAUUGGCGAUCCGGAGACCUGCAACUGUGAUGUAAUUGUGCUAAGUUUCCGAGCCAAGUGCAAAGAUAACAAUCAAUCACACAUCACUUAUUUGUUUGAUUCGAACACCCUCUUUGCAUCAGGACGAAAUGAGCUCUUUUUUGCCGCAUUGGAUAGAAGACCAGGCUAUCAUUAUUACAUAUUUAUAGACGACGACAUCACUCUCCGGUACAACGAGUUUACACCCGCCAACAUGACUAAGAUGUCGCCCUUCCGAGCUGUGGAAAAGUGGCUGCUAGAUUACGAGCCAGCAGUGGGUGUGUUGGAUUAUAAGGUUCAUCAUGGAGCAAGCAUUGUAUUAAACAGAAGGAGAGAUUUAUGUGGUAUAAGUGAACCAUCUCUCGUUCUCCCCACCGUGUUUUUCGACGCCAUCUUUAACGCUUUCCACCAUAAAGCUGUUGAACAUGUCCUUCCCUAUCCAACGAAAUAUGAACGUGGCUGUAUUUUUGCAAGUAACAGAGACACUAUGAUAGCUGUUGAAGUCAAAUUUGGCGGCCAAGCACUCCUCUUUGCCCCUGUCGCAGCUGGCAAUCCCAAACAUCGAGAGUAUGAUAGGUCUGAAAUAAACAUGACGGAAAUAUCACGUGAAUUUAUAGCGAGGAUUAAGCAAGAAGCGCCACCAAUGAUAAGAAAUCACGUUAUAUUCAAAAUGUUACAAGCAAGUCCAAAGCUUUAUCUAGAGACCAAGUCGCCUUCGUUUUGUGUGAAUGUAACUCGGCACCAGCCUAUUAUUCCAUACAGGCACUUGCUGAAUGAUGUUUGAUCCUUUCUGCUCUCACGUUUACACUUUUCUUUAUUCUUACUCCUAUUUUCUUUUUCUAUUAUUUUCUAAUUCUUAGGUUAGUUUUUCACGCACGUCAACGAGCGUGAAUUUCAAUGACUUAGCGUGCGUAAAAUAAGAUACUGGAGAAACCUAUAUUUCUUUAUAUUUAACAAUUAUUCCACGAGCGCGCGUUGGAUACGAAAUAAUAUUAAAAACUGAACCAUUGGAUAAUGCAAUUUGAAAGUUUUCAUUGCCUUGGCUAUCACGGGUUAUGAGCCAUUAGACCAUGCCCUAUGAAUAUGGUAAGC
Molecule: messenger RNA, 2144 nt
Organism: Orbicella faveolata
Lineage: Eukaryota; Metazoa; Cnidaria; Anthozoa; Scleractinia; Merulinidae
Source: RefSeq, a predicted model, not a curated record